UUUUUAGGUAGCAAUAUGUUGAGACAAUUCAAAUUCAUACUACAGCGUCGUCCACACAGAGUGACAUCAAUGACGAUACCCAGUGGAUCACAACACACAGUUGAAGGAAUUUGGAAAACCUACUGUACGGCUAAUAAGAAAUCGUCUCAUUUGGAAGAUGAAGAUAAUCAAGAACGGAACAAACAAAACGAUGAUAAACACAAUCAACAGCAGCAGCAAAGAAAAAGAACACCUCCCAGAACUUUUGUGCCGGCAGUGAAAAAUCCAUUUGCUGCCGCUUCCGAGAAAACAAAAGGUGUUUAUUUAAGCAUGGUUAGUAUAUUCGCCGAACGUGAUGUUCAUCGACGCAAUCACGUCGAAUUCAUAUACGCCGCAAUGAAGCACAUGUCGGAAUUUGGCGUUGAACACGAUUUGGAGGUUUACAAGGCCUUAAUAAAUGUCAUGCCUAAGGGCAAAAUGAUACCGAAAAAUAUUUUCCAAGCGGAAUUUAUGCAUUAUCCAAAACAACAACAGUGUAUUAUAGAUUUACUCGAACAAAUGGAAGACUUGGGUGUUAUGCCCGAUUACGAAAUGGAAGCAAUGUUAUUGAAUAUUUUCGGGCGACAAGGUCAUCCAUUACGCAAGUACUGGCGCAUGAUGUAUUGGAUGCCAAAAUUUAAAAACUUAUCUCCAUGGCCUUUGCCAAAUCCCGUGCCCGAUGAUACUCUUACAGUUGCAAAAUUGGCUGUGGAACGUAUGUGUACCGUUGAUAGUCGCUCACAGAUUUCCAUAUUUAAUACAAAAGAUGUGAAAGAUGCUUUGGAUGAAACCUGGAUUGUUAGCGGUAUGAGUUCUGAUCAAGCUCAACUGUUAAAAGAGCACCCUCGCAAUAAGGCUCUAUAUAUAGAAGGUCCAUUCUUAAUUUGGCUAAGAAAUAGAUCGAUAAAUUAUUUUACCUUAAGAGCCGAUCCAGAUGUAGAUUUUUUAAAAAGUCUAAGCAAUCAAGAGGAUGAUGAAGAUGACGUAACAAGCAUAAAAGUGCCAUUGUUUGGAGGACCUACCAUCAAAAAACAAUAUCAAGUUGGUAAAGUUCGUUCAGUACAUCAACAAGAUGAUGGUACCAUUUUUGCCAUAUGUGCAACUGGAACAUCAACUAAAGAUUCCCUUCUAUCCUGGGUACGUUUACUGGAAGUUAAUGGCAAUCCAUCAUUAGGUGAGAUACCAGUCCUGUUUCGCUUUCAUUCGAAAGUUGGAGAAAAAGCCAUACAAAUUGAAGGCCAAACUGAGGAAAGCAAUGUACCGAGUGAAGAUAGCAGAACUAGUUAUACUCAAGACACAAAAAGAUAGCAAAUUGUUUUAAAGCGAUAAAUUUAAAUAAAAAACAUUGUUAAAGAUUA
Molecule: messenger RNA, 1376 nt
Organism: Calliphora vicina (urban bluebottle blowfly)
Lineage: Eukaryota; Metazoa; Arthropoda; Insecta; Diptera; Calliphoridae
Gene: ECSIT
Product: evolutionarily conserved signaling intermediate in Toll pathway, mitochondrial
Exons: 2
Coding region: 16-1326 (436 amino acids)
Biological process (GO): cell surface receptor protein serine/threonine kinase signaling pathway; innate immune response
Cellular component (GO): mitochondrion
Source: RefSeq, a predicted model, not a curated record